Setaria italica (foxtail millet) is the source of this 1730-nucleotide messenger RNA. RefSeq names its product glucan endo-1,3-beta-glucosidase 3. The transcript has 4 exons. The coding region runs from base 39 to 1664 and encodes 541 amino acids. NCBI's taxonomy places the organism in Eukaryota, Viridiplantae, Streptophyta, Magnoliopsida, Poales, Poaceae. The record is from RefSeq and is a predicted model, not a curated record. Gene Ontology annotation, biological process: carbohydrate metabolic process. Gene Ontology annotation, cellular component: plasma membrane. Gene Ontology annotation, molecular function: hydrolase activity, hydrolyzing O-glycosyl compounds.
GUCUCUGCCGCCCCUCGCCAACGCAGGGGGAGAAUUCCAUGGCGCUAGCUCGCUUCCUCCUCGUCCUUGUCCUCGGCGCGACAUUACUCUUUUCCAGUGCAGAGGCAGCCGGGGUUGGCGUGAGCUAUGGGAGAGUGGCGGACAACCUUCCGGACCCCGGUUCCGUGGUGCAGCUGCUCCAGCAUAAUGGCAUCACCAUGGUGAGGAUAUACGACACCAACCCCCAGGUGCUGACGUCGCUGGCAAACACCGGCAUCAAGGUGAUGGUCAUGGUGCCCAACGAGAACCUGGCCGACGCGGCCAGGAACCCGUCUUAUGCGCUCGAAUGGGUGCGGACCAACGUUGCGGCGUUCUUACCCGCCACGAAGAUCCAUGGCAUCUCCGUGGGGAAUGAGGUGUUCAAAUGGAGGUCGGACCUGAAUCUUCAGCUUGUCCCGGCCAUGACCAAUGUGCAUGACGCGCUGGUAAAGCUCGGCCUGACGGACGCCGUGAAGGUGACCACGCCUGUCGCGUUCGACGCGCUCAAGGACCCGACGUUCCCACCGUCCGCGGGCAGGUUCAAGGACGAAAUCGCGCAGUCGGUGAUGAAGCCCAUGCUCCAGUUCCUGCAGAAGACCAGCUCCUACCUCACCAUGAACAUCUACCCGUUCCUAGCGUACGCCAAUCAGCAGCCAGGCACGAUCUCCCUCGACUACGCCCUGGGGAACCCCAACACCGGCGUAAGCGAAGUCGACGCCGGCCCCACGUACACCAGCCUCCUCGACGCCCAGCUCGAUGCCACGUACUAUGCCAUGGAGGGUCUAGGGUUCCCCGACGUGAGCUUGUAUGUUACAGAGAGCGGAUGGCCGUCGCGCGGCGUGAUCCACCGCGGCGGCCGGAGGCUUUUGGACACCGGGGACGACGGAAGCGAGGCGGCCUCCGUUGCCAACGCCCAAGCGUACAACGAUAACCUCAUCAAACGCGUGCUGUCCGGGAAGACGGGCACCCCGCACCGCCCUGACGCCGACAUGGACGUGUACAUUUUCGCGCUCUUCAACGAGGACAACAAGGGCAGUCCCGACGACGUCGAGGCCUACUUCGGCCUGUUCGACCACAACAUGAAGAAGGUAUAUGAGUUUAGCUUCCAAGGAGCGCCGGCCGCGAGCUGGUGCGUGGCGAACGCGGCGGUUGGGGACGCGCGGCUUCAGGCGGCACUGGACUACGCGUGCGGCAACGGCGCUGACUGCGACGCCAUCCAGCCCGGUGAGACGUGCUUCCAGCCCAACACCAAGGUCGCGCACGCCUCCUACGCGUUCAACAGCUACUACCAAAACAAGGGCCGGGCAGCCGGGACCUGCGACUUCAACGGCGCCGCCUCCGUUGUCUAUCAGGCACCAACAGACACCUGCUGGAGCUGGUGCGUGGCGAACGCGUCCGUUGGGGACGCAUGGCUCCAGUCGGCGCUGGAGUACGCGUGCGGUCAUGGCGCCGACUGCAGCGCCAUUCAGCCCGGCGCGGCGUGUUUCGAGCCAAACACUAAGGUCGCGCAUGCCUCCUACGCGUUCAACAGCUACUACCAAUACAACGGCCGGGCCAACGGGACGUGCGACUUCAAUGGCGCGGGCUCCGUCGUCUACCAGCCACAAAAGAUCGGAAACUGCGUGCUCCCACCUCCAAACGCAUGAACGGAUGGUGACGUUUGAGAAGGCACCACCUCCGUGUACCGGAUAAAUAAUAUUUAUGAUCCUUUA